AUGCUCAAUUUGCGACACGCCUUUCAUCCAUUUUUCAGCUUUUACUUUACAUCCCUUCUUUUCCUCUAUAUUGCCUGCAUGAGUGCUGCUUAUGUGGUUGAGUAUGCAUUGAUGGCUCAAGCGUUGAUCUCUUUAUUGUGCAUUUUCAUAUUAUAUUUCGUGAAUCUUCAUCGAACAAAGAAAUUGACGAAAUGUGGUGGUGGAGAGCUCACUUUGAGAUAUCAGUUAGCUGAGAAUAUUAAAGCAAUGAAAACUCUUAUCCCGUUUCUUUUAUUGGAUAAUAUGAUCACUUGGAAUGAUCAAUUAUUUGAUCUUCUUUUUGAAGUUAAUUAUUUACAACCACCAAUACUUUGCACAAAAUCAACGAAUAAUCUUCUUUUUCUCAUAUCAACAACGUCUACUUGGUCGAAAACCUUUUAUGCUCUCAUCAUGCAAUCAACUUAUGAAUGGCAGUUGAUUGCUUUGAUACAAAAGAUUAUGGAACUAUUU
Messenger RNA from Mesorhabditis belari, 489 nucleotides. Lineage: Eukaryota; Metazoa; Nematoda; Chromadorea; Rhabditida; Rhabditidae. The record is from the annotation of a GenBank genome assembly.